AUGCCUCCUCCAGGCUCAACGCACAGCAAAUUUGAGCGGCAUGGAGGACAAAGCGAUCCACUAGUGAUAGGGGAGUUUUCUUCAGAGUCUGGAAUAGAUGAUCUUGGCCUAUCUCAGACAAGUUUACGAAAUAUGUAUGAAGACGACGAUUUAAUCUCCAGAGCCCUAUCAAACCAAAGAUCCAUAACUGGUUUUCCAAUAACACGUAGCAACAAAGUGCUGGAUAUGGACAGAAAAUUGGAAAAAAGCUUUAAAGAAAAAAUUAUCCUGAAGAACGACUUGGUCAAAGAAAUGAUUGCAGAACUCCUAGGGACAUUUGUGAUGGUUACCCUUGGAUGUGGUAGUAUAGCCCAAGCAGUCCUCAGCCGAUGGAUCCUGGGUCAAAUUAUAACCAUAAAUGCUGGCUUUUCAGCAGCUGUUGCACUGGGUGUUUAUGUGUCUGGUGGCGUCUCUGGUGGUCACAUUAACCCAGCCGUGUCCUUUACGAUGUGUUUCUUUGGACGGAUGAAAUGGUUCAAGUUGCCUUUCUAUGUAGCAGCCCAGUUUGUGGGGGCUUUUUUAGGGGCUGCAGCCCUCUUUGGAGCUUACCAUGAUGCACUGAUGGACUUCGCUGGAGGACAACUGAUCACCUCAGGAGAAAAUGCGACAGCACACAUUUUUGCAACCUAUCCAGUUAGUUACCUGUCAGUGCCAAAUGCAUUUGCAGAGCAAGUGCUGUCAUCCAUGUUCCUUCACUUGAUUGUCUUUGCCAUUUUUGAUGAUAAAAAUUUGAGGGUCCCUAAAGGCCUAGAACCCUUUGCCAUUUUCAUGCUGAUCCUCGUCCUCACUUGUGCAUUGGGAAUGAAUGGUGCUGCCAUGAAUCCAGCCAGAGAUCUGGGUCCCAGAGUGUUCACGGCUCUGGCAGGUUGGGGGUUUGAAGUCUUCACAGCUGGAAAUCAUUUCUGGUGGAUCCCAGUACUGGGACCUGUGGUUGGUGGUAUUCUAGGAGGCUUCAUCUAUAUUUACGGCAUUGAAAUUCACCAUGCACACCCAGCUCCAGGACAAAGGCUUCAAAAAGUGGACGAGAAACACGAACUUAGUGUGAUGAUGUAACAGCCUACCUUCUUCUGGGUUUUGCAGUUGAUUAUACCCAAGGGUCUAUAACUAUCUGUUAACUAAAAGUACAGAUCUGAUGAAGUUGUAAGACUGAAAGCUAGGGGGAAAUCCACUCACUUGGCCUGCUGGCCCAAUGGGAGAGAUGCUUCAUUGAAAAGCAGUGGGCUAGAGGUUACUGCCUUUGGCUCUGCAGAUUGAAAGUUCCCCUAGGAAAGCACUUGAGAUAGAAUCUUCUAAUAGAACAGAACUCCUUCUCCCCUUACCCCCAUUUUGAUUUCAUCCUUGUGAUGUUAGUCCUAUGGAGUAGGGCAUUUGAUUACUGACCUGUUCAUCUAGAUUUAUUCCAGCUGCAUUAUCUAUAAAAAAAAUACUUCAUUCAGUGACAUUGUACAUCAGACCUUUUAUUGUAUGAAUCCCCCCCAAUUUUUUUUUGAGUAUCAAGGUAUGUAUUCAAAAGUAUACAGUUGUCUCAGUUAACUUAUCAGUGUAUGGAAGUUUAUGGUACUUAAGGUUCUAGCCAGUUGUCAACUCUGUUGCUAUAACACAUUCACUGGUUAAAUAUGUAUCCUCAGAAAUGGUUUUGCCUAAAAGUUGAGAACAUUUUAUUUUUACUUUGAAAAAUUUUAUUUAAUUAAUUGAUUUAGAAUAUUUUCCCAUGGUUACA
Molecule: messenger RNA, 1759 nt
Organism: Gracilinanus agilis (Agile Gracile Mouse Opossum)
Lineage: Eukaryota; Metazoa; Chordata; Mammalia; Didelphimorphia; Didelphidae
Gene: AQP9
Product: aquaporin 9
Exons: 8
Coding region: 1-1092 (363 amino acids)
Biological process (GO): glycerol transmembrane transport; water transport
Cellular component (GO): basolateral plasma membrane; plasma membrane
Molecular function (GO): glycerol channel activity; water channel activity; urea transmembrane transporter activity
Source: RefSeq, a predicted model, not a curated record